UUUAGAAAGUGGUGAAUUUGUGGUAAGUGAAAUAUCAACAAAAUUUUCCAGAUCGGAGAAAAUUUGAUUAUUUGCUGUUUCCUGAGGAAGAAUCUGCAAAAAUGGGUGAUAAGAAUUCAGAUCAAAGUAUCAUGGACAAAUCCAUGCGAUCGGUUUUCGUUGGGAACAUCCCCUACGAGGCCACGGAGGAGAAAUUGAAGGAGAUUUUCAGCGAAGUGGGUCCUGUAUUGUCUCUCAAGCUGGUGUUUGACCGGGAGAGUGGCAAGCCCAAAGGUUAUGGCUUCUGUGAGUACAAGGAUCAAGAAACAGCCCUGAGUGCCAUGAGGAAUCUCAAUGGCUAUGAAAUCGGUGGAAGAACCCUCAGGGUGGACAAUGCUUGUACGGAAAAAUCCAGGAUGGAGAUGCAGCAGCUGCUUCAGGGGCCACAAGUUGAGAAUCCAUAUGGAGAGCCUUGUGAUCCGGAAAAUGCCCCUGAGCUUAUUACAAAGACCGUGGCAUCUUUGCCACCGGAGCAAAUGUACGAGCUGAUGAAGCAGAUGAAGACAUGCAUUCAGAACAAUCCAUCGGAAGCUCGUCAGAUGCUCCUGCUGAAUCCCCAGCUGGCCUAUGCUUUGCUCCAGGCUCAAGUGGUCAUGAGGAUUGUGGAUCCAGCCACGGCAGCUACGAUGCUCUUCAAACCCAAUCAGAUGCCUCCAGUGCUCACGAAUCAGACGGUGACGCAGAUUCAGUUGCAGCAGCAGCAGCAGCAACUGACCGUGCCACAUGUACCGCAGCCUGUACCACCCGUGACCAUGACCAGAAAUGAUUUUGCUGCCCCUCUCGGCCAAGACAUCGAUUUGCGUUCAGUAGAUCCUCGAUUGACGCGCUCCCUGGACCAGGACAUGCGUUCCCUGACUCAGCCUCUGCCUGUGUCCGAUGCAUUUGGUCCGGCUCCGAGGCCUGCUCGCCAAGCGGCUCCCACAUUCCCAGCUGCUGAUCCACGUCAACGUCCCAUUGAUCCGCGCACCAAUAAAGUGCCCCCUUCAGUCAAUGUCCCCGUGGUCACUGGAGUUCCGGCUCCGACUGCACCCUCGGCCCCUGCUGUGGCCGCUGCUGCAGCUCGGAGUGGCAUUCCGUCGGGUAUUCCGAGUGAUGCCAGCGAUCACGAAAAGGCAGCAUUGAUUAUGCAGGUGCUGCAGCUGUCGGAUGAGCAGAUAGCAAUGCUGCCGCCAGAGCAGAGAACCAGCAUCCUGGUGCUCAAGGAACAAAUUGCCAAGAGCACUCAACGCUGAAGAUUUUUCAUUUUAUUUUUCAACUCAAGUGGAUCGAUUGUAUUGUCCAGGAAUCUUUUGAUCAAUAAAUUUUUCUCUAGAAUGGAA
Messenger RNA from Phlebotomus papatasi, 1358 nucleotides. It is a transcript of the gene CstF64, whose product is annotated as cleavage stimulation factor subunit 2 tau variant. The record is from RefSeq and is a predicted model, not a curated record. Gene Ontology annotation, cellular component: mRNA cleavage and polyadenylation specificity factor complex. Gene Ontology annotation, molecular function: mRNA binding. Gene Ontology annotation, biological process: mRNA 3'-end processing. The coding region runs from base 102 to 1271 and encodes 389 amino acids. Lineage: Eukaryota; Metazoa; Arthropoda; Insecta; Diptera; Psychodidae. The transcript is spliced from 4 exons.